GCCGCCAAGCAUCAAGUCUACACCACAACAUACAAAAUUAUGUUAUGGCUUGUGAAUCAUGCCUUCUCCAGAUCAAACAGUUUUCUUCUUGCUAUCUGUGCUUCUACCAUAAUUCUAGUUGUUGUUUGUAAAACUUUGCUGACUUUCUGGAUGCUUUUCUGGUGAGGGUGAUGAUGAUAAUCCUCCUGCUCCUUGCACCUCUGUGAUGGUGGGGGGAAGGGGGAAAAAGUUCUUUCUCUGGUCCCCGGUAAGCUAAACAGGACUCCUACGACUGAUGCAAUCCAGUAGUGGGGAACCAACUCGGCAAGAAAACUUCAGGAAGCCAUCAAAGAGCUUGCCCAGAAAGCAUAUUAUGAAAAUUACUUCACGAAAUCCAUCAUAUCAAGGAUUCAUGAACUGGAUUACAACGAAGAGAAGUGCACUGAGCCAGAUAAUGAAGCAGCAUCCAAAGGUCCACCAAAGUAUGAUGCUGCAGGAAGAUAAUCAUCAUCCUGAAUUCGAACAGCAAUUGAUGAACCUUGUUACUGCAUUGGAAAAGCUCUCUGUUGAGAAACAAGGUGCCUUAAUACAAAAAAUUCAAGCUACCAUAACUGACACCUACCAGCCUGGACCACAAAAGGAUAGUGAAAGGCAGUUACCUGCUAGAGUGGUGCAUUCCUCAGCAUGGGUCAAAUAUAAGAAGCUUUGGCGUGGGUUUCCCUUGCCUGUGCUGACAUGUGAUCCUCUGGGCCGUUUUGGGAAUGUGAUGGGACAGUAUGCCACGUUGUAUGCUCUAGCGCACCUUUACAAUGUGUCUGUUGUUAUCCACCCUAAGAUGAAGAAGCAGUUUGUCGAUAUAUUUCCCAACACUUCCCUGCCUGACUUGCCAGGUAACUACUCGCCUAAAGAUUGGCAUAACGUGGCCAACAUUGGCCGCUUAUAUAACUACGCACCCAUUGAAGUUGCUGCGUCCGGCCUCCUUGGUCCUCACACCUUUAUUAUAAAAGAAUAUCCCUUCGAGAUUCAGAUGUUUAAUAAGUUCAAGGAAGAUCUCCGUCGUGAAUUUACUUUCACUUCAAAAUACACAGCCAUUGUACAAUCAUUCCUGCUGAACAUCACAGAAGAGAGGAAAGCAAGAAAGGAGCUGAAUCCAGUCUUUAUUGGGUUUCAUAUUAGACGAACAGAUUAUAUUAAACAUGCUCAGAAUCAGUUUGGUGCCUCCCUCCCAGACCAAGUUUACUUUGACCGAGCCAUGCAGUAUUAUCGUAACAAGUUCCCAGGCAAGGCAGUGUUUAUUGUAGCUUCUGAUGACAUGGUUUUCAUCAAAUCCAAAUUAGAGAAAUAUAAGGAUGUCAUUUUUUCCCCAGGUACCUCACAUAUAAUGGAUUUGGCAAUACUUACUUCAUGCAACCACAGCAUUGUCACCAUGGGAAGUUUUGGUUUCUGGUCAGCCUACCUCACUGGUGGAGAGGUUGUCUACCCUGAUAUAGACUUUAAAAAGGAGUACAGGUUUUCCAGGCAAACUUAUGAGAAGAUAGGGAUGAAAUCCUUCACGCCUCUACCAGCUAACUAAUGUCUGCACUGCAUGACACCCCUUCCAGCUGCUAACAACUACAAUAGUCUUUCUCUGUAGUUCUCUCAACUCUACUCAUUUGUGCUAUUCAACUAACUUGUUUUGUGUAACCCUGCAAUUAACCCAAAAACUUACUGGCAUGAAACAAGGAUGGGCUUUUUGGCAUGAAACAUUAUAACUAGUACACUCAUCUGAAAGUCAGAACACAUUGUAAGGGUGUCAGGCAGACUUCUAAAUUGGAUGAUAAUUUUUUUAAUGGACAGAUAAAUGUGACCAAUGAUCAGAGCUGACUGAAGAAAUGUCACAAGCAUGCUACCUCAAGGUACAGUUCUUGCACCAGUAAUAUUCAUUUUCUAUAUAAAUAAUCAACCAAAGGGAAUACAAAAUUAUAUGAAUAUGUUUACAGAUGUUGCAAAAUUGCUAGGAAGAGUCAGGGACUUUGAUGACUAUUGCCUUCCAAAAUAACCUAAACAAAAUGAGUGAGUAGAGCAACAUACAGCAGGUGGAAUUCAAUGUAAAUAAAUAUGUCACAUAAAGGAAUAUGAAAUAGGGAAAAACAGAUCACAACUGAAAUUACGUGACCAAAUAUUAAACACUUCUAACAAGGAAAGAGAUCUAGGAGUGAUUCUGGAUUCUAAACUGUCACAAGAUGACCACAUAAAGGGCAGUGCACGAGGAACCUACACUAUGGUAGCAAAUUUUAGAACUGCAUAUAAAUAUAUUGACAGAAAUAUUAUUUUGUGAGACCAAACUUUGAAAAUAUAGCAGUGGUGUGGUGCCCAUAUCUCAAGUAGCAUAUAAACAAACUAGAAAGGGUACAAAGACAGGCUACUAAAUGGCUCCUGGAACUAAAAAAAUAUGAGCUACAAAGAGAGAAUGGAGACAUUAAACAUUCCAAGGCUAGAAGAUAUGAAGAAAAGAAGCGAUAUCACUAUGUACAAAAUACUGUAGUAACAAAAUUGACAAGGAGUAAUUUUUGAAACCUGCAACUUCAUGAACAUGAGGCCAUAGAUUCAAGCUAAGGAAACAAAGGAGUCAAAAAAUAUAAACAAGUUCUCUUUUUGCAGAGUGGUAGGUGGUUGAAACAACUCACGUGAGAAGGUGAUGGAUACCAAAACCAAAGGUAGUUUUAUGAUAGAGUGCAGUACUGGGAAAUGAGGACACUAUGAGCAUAGCUCUCACCCUCUAACCACUUAGGUAAUUACAAACAAGAAGGAUGGGCUUACUGGCAUGAAACACUAAAACUAACACACUAAGAAGCAGGAUGGGUUUGUGUAAGUGAUGCUAAAAUGUAACCUUUUCUGGCGCCCCUUCAGCUCCAUGGAGCUAUCUGGGCUGAUAGGAAUGUAUAUGACCCUGGCAUCUGUCAAGCGAAUGGAGUUCUAGGCAUACUGGGGACCACGAGCCAGAACCUAGCUCUCCCUCACAAAAGGCACCAGGAGCAAUGACCUAUAGAAACCCCCAUGUAGUUGGAUGCAUUCUACGUCUGUCAUCGACUGGGUCAGGCACCCAGAAAGGUAGGCGCUCCAAAACAACUCUUAUCUGGUUAAAAUAUUGCUACUGAAAGCCGAACUGUUGGACAGAACUCACCCAAACGAAAACAAGGAAACGAGCAUGAUGUCGCAACCAUUACCGCUGUCUGCACAGCUCCCCUCCCUUCCCAGGAGGGGGAAGGGGGAGCCCCAGACCUCCUGUGCUGGCUCUCCACCUCUAGUUCUGUGGCUAAUGUGAGACCUGGCGGUCAUGCUACUCUCUGUCCAGACUUGUUCCAGCGCUGUGCUUUGUGGUGUGGUCCUGUCCAUCAUGGUGUGUGAGCCAGGAGUAAUUUCUCAGGUACUUGAAAUGCAAGAGCCUAGGAUUACCUUCCCGAGGUGCUCUGUAAGUACUGCCCUUGAGAUUAUCUUCCACAAGUCCCUUGGGGUCUGCCUCCGUGGAAUCUUUUGCUGCUCGGUGGUUGCCCGCCCUUGGAGUCAGCUGGGGUGUUUCAUGCGCCACUCUUUGCCUCUGGGUAGGAGGUAGUUUCAUCACUGGUAGGGGCACAAGGUAUUGUGCAGGUUUUUUUUCACCAUAAUACAGCGGCCGGCUCUGUUCUGCCUUGGUCAUUGUGCUCUUUGCAGAGUUUUUCUUUUUUAUUUGUUUUUCCUGCCUGGUGGGGGGUCUGAUCCUUGGUGUUGAUACCUCAUAUAUAUUGGGGGUCCUCCACUAGGUCCCCGUGAGUGUACAUGUCCUGGGGGUUCAGCUUUUAGCAGUUUGGUAGUUUUGAGCACCAGCUAGCAGUACCUUGCCUGGGCUUCCCUUAGCAGGGCAUCUAAGGGCCUUAGAAACCCCUGCUGAAACUCAGUGGUCCGAUGAAUGCGUCUCCUGGGUCCCAUCUUGCCUUGUGCGAGUUUGAAGAUUGCUCUGUUCCCUUGUCUGUGGGUGACUCUCGCCUGUUCUGCUUCCGUCAUGCUGCCUGUUGGGUCGGUGACACCUUCGACCCGGAGUCCUGUGAGUGGUGUUCCUUGCAUGUACUCUGCUUCACCCAAUCUGCUGUUCUUGAUAUUCAGGUGCAGGCAGCUUUGGUGUUGCAUGCCUGUUAUAAGUUGUUGCAGCGUGCUAAGUUGGUUACUCACCCUGAUGCCUUGAGACUGCCCCAUUUUGGUUAUAGGGAUUCAAACUCUGGGGUGUUAGUCACUUCAACUUUGGUUUCGUCUGUGCCCCCGGGUCUUUCCCCUGCUGUUGUUCGUCCUGUUCCUCUGCCCCUGCUCCCGGCUCUGAAGUGUUUAAGGGUUUCAGAGUCAUGGCAGGGUUUAGUUGGUGGUGAGAUUCGGGUGUGUAGCGGAGGCAUUCGAGCCUGUUCCUCCAGCCGGUGCUUCUGAGUCUGACCAGUGGGCCCCCUUCAUUACAGCUUUUCCGGCGGCUUCUGCCUUUGCUUUUUAGGCAGAGGGUUAGGAGGACGGCUUGGGUCCGGGUCCUGAUGUGGGGGUUCCCAGGGUGGGGGAGGGGCUGACUUGAAGCCUUGGGCCCCAUUUGACCCCACUUGGGUUUUCAUACCCUCUGAGCGAGGCUUGUUGCUGCAGGGAGUGGGUUUUCUUAUACUCCCCCCCCCCCUCCUCGUACGAGUUUGAUAUGGUGUCAACCCCUCCCCGGGUUCGGUUCCGGGUUCCCUUGGGUACUUCAGUCCCUUCAUUCUGGAGGUUUUUGGCCUCCCCCAUCCUGUCUCAUGAGUUGCAGGAGGCCAUUGCAGUUUACUUCCUGCGCAACCCAUAUUAGGCAUCGAUAAUGGAUCCUGCCUCUUUUGAGUUCGGUUCUUCCUUUCCUCACUGGGUUCGUUAUGAGAUUCCGGAGUCGUCCUGGUUGGCAGAUUGUCCUGUUUUUUCGUUGGAGGCGUGGCAUAUGUUCUGUCGGUCUCGCAUGCUUGAGUGACGAGAAUCCCUUAUGGUGGUUCAGGUUUACCUGGGGAGCGAGUUUGAGCGCCUCAGUGUGUGUUUGUUCGCCCUUGCCCUUCCUUGGGAUGUCAGCCUGGUACAGCUUCACGUGCAGGUUCCCUCCCUUUCGGUUGUCCUAGUUGAUGAGGACUUGCGUGCCCAUGACCAUUUGGUUUCAUUCUUGCAUUUUUUUCCCUUCUUGAGCUGUAUUCUGACUGGCUUGUGUAGGACAUGGAGGCGCUUGGAGCCGAUCCUGGGUCUGGUGCGCUGGUCUCAGCGGUGUGGGUGUUGGCUGCGCUGUUAAAGCUGUUUGCACCGAUCCUAUGGGAGGCGGUGUCUCUGUUCUUUCCUUCUCGUCUUGCGUGUUUGCAGGCGGUGCUCGCUCAAUCCUUGGAAUCCGCUUGGGCCCCUGGCUCUUAGGUUUUCUACGCCUUUUUGUCCUUUGAUGUUUGCAGAGUCUGUGGUGGUGCAGUAUCUGUAAGCGACUUCUUCUAGUUGUUGUCCCAUGUUGGACUUGUUAGUUCUCCGUGCCCGCGGGAGUCUUCCCAAAAGGGUUGUGCCAGGGCUUUGGGUUCUCCCAUUGUGGUAGGCCAGUGGUACCAGUUUCGGAGCCGGCACAGCCUUUGGAACCGACGACAACUGAUCUGCGCGGUGAUCACUCUGCUCGUAAGUUGACUUCACGUAAGGGGCGUCGACCCUUUCGCGGUUCAUCCAAUUGACGGGGGCGAUGGGGGGAAGGCUCACGCUGUUCGCCCAUUCCCAUGUUCUGGUUUUUCAGGGUUCAGUGCCUUGGCGCCAACCCGAGCCCUUGCUUGAUGUGUUCACGGAUACAUCGUCUCUUGGCUGGGGCUUUGUGACCAGUGCUCACCAGGCCAGCCAGGGGCAGUGGGGUUCCUUCCAUUGGGCCCACAUCACGGUGCGGGAGUUCGCAGCCUCCCACACCUCCCAAACAGGGAACCCUAAUUCCCUGUUCCAGGGCUCGGGUCGUCCGCAGAGUUAUUAAGUCUAGCCAACCUGCGGUCUAUCCUUGUGCCCAUGACCUUCGGAAGUUUGCUGCUUUGGCUGACUUUUUGGCAACAUGUCUUGGGCUGAUAUUUGGGCGCAGGGAUUUUGGAAGUUGAACAGAGUUCUGGCUGCCCAUUGUUUGAUGAACAUUUCUUGUCCUGGGGCAUUCAUGUGUUGCUUUGGGUUGCAGGUUGCAGCAGUUUUGGCUGCGAAGUCGUUGUCUCGACUUCGAGUUGAGGAGCGAGUGGCAGCUCCCUCCCUCCCUAAGUCCCUCUUUUCCUUAUCUUUAGUUAGGUAGGUUUCAGAGAGCCAAAGGGACUCCCCACAGAAAACCUGCGUUGAAUGUAAUGAAACACCAUUUUCUGAGCGAGCCCGGGAUGCUCUCUGGUACCCUCCUUCCCUCACUCCGGUUAGCAGUUUUCGCUUUGUUUUGAUGCCUAACCUCUGAACUAGGAUUGCUGGGUAGCUGGCACGGAGGGUCCAGGGCUCACCCCUCACCCAUCCCCGAUGGGAAGGGGGGCGCUACGCGGACUAGCGCCACCGCGGCGGUGUGUGACGUUUGCUGUUUGUUUCCUUUGGAAUUGGGGGAGUUCUGCCUCUAUGUUUGGCAUACAUUUGUAAUUUUCUUACCAUGUGGGGUCUGUUUUGUUAUGCCUAUCUUUCU
This is a messenger RNA of Procambarus clarkii (red swamp crayfish), 6628 nucleotides long. The record is from RefSeq and is a predicted model, not a curated record. Lineage: Eukaryota; Metazoa; Arthropoda; Malacostraca; Decapoda; Cambaridae.